Molecule: messenger RNA, 2733 nt
Organism: Chelonoidis abingdonii (Abingdon island giant tortoise)
Lineage: Eukaryota; Metazoa; Chordata; Testudines; Testudinidae
Gene: FAAH2
Product: fatty acid amide hydrolase 2
Cellular component (GO): endomembrane system
Source: RefSeq, a predicted model, not a curated record
CCACCGCCGGACCAGCCGCUGCUGCUGUUGUCGGCGGGGCAGCUGGCUCGGCGCAUCCGGCGCCGGGAGGUGAAAUGCACUGAUGUUGUUCAGGCUUAUAUCAAGAGGAUUGAGGAGAUAAACCCGCUUGUCAAUGCAGUUGUCAAGGCCAGGUUUGAUGCAGCCCUUCAGGAGGCCCACCAUGUUGACAAACUGCUCUCGGAAGGUCAUGGAGAUGAAGAUUCCCUGCAGGAAAAAUUUCCCUUCCUGGGGGUUCCUUUCACCGUCAAGGAGGCCUUCGCGCUGCAUGGGAUGCCCAACACCUCUGGCCUGGUUAGUCGUCGCAACUUGAUCUCCACUUCAGACGCUCUGGUGGUGUCACGGUUAAAGCAAGCUGGUGCAAUUCCACUAGGUGUGACCAAUUGCAGUGAGCUGUGCAUGUGGUAUGAGUCUAGCAACAAUGUCUACGGCAGAACGAACAACCCAUAUGACCUGCAAAGGAUCGUGGGUGGCAGUUCAGGUGGUGAGGGCUGUGUCCUGGGAGCUGCCUGCUCCGUAAUUGGGGUGGGCUCAGAUAUCGGCGGCAGCAUUCGGAUACCUGCUUUUUUCAAUGGAGUCUUUGGACAUAAACCCACCACAGGAGUGGUCCCCAAUGAUGGUCAGUUCCCCAAUGCUCUGGGGGUGCGGACGGAGUUCCUGUGUACGGGUCCCAUGUGUCGCUAUGCUGAGGACCUGGAGCCCAUGUUGAGGGUCAUGGCUGGGCCUGGAGUCAGAAAGCUAAAGCUGGAUGAAAAAGUGUUGCUGGAGAAGGUAAAAUUCUACUGCAUGGAGCAUGAUGGUGGUUCAGUUUUCGUGUCCCCUGUGGACAGGGAAAUUCUUCAGGCCCAGAGAAAGGUGGUGGAGCACCUGGAGACUCAGUGUGGGGCCCAAGUUCAGUAUGUAACAAUCCACAAGAUGAAGUAUGCUUUCCAGAUCUGGUCUGCUAUGAUGUCUUCCCGUGACAGUGAUGGGCAGGAAGCACAGCUGUUCACAGACCUGCUUGGAGAUCAUGGGAAGCCCGUGUGGCCGCUGUGGGAGCUGAUGAAAUGGUUCCUGGGGAUGUCUUUGCACACCAUCCCUGCCAUUGCCCUGGCACUGACAGAGAAGCUGAUGAAACUCAACCCUGGUGGGAAUGCGAAGCGGAUGAGCAUGGGCCACAACCUGCGGACUGAGAUGAUGAACUUGCUUGGGACUGAUGGGAUGCUUUUGUACCCUUCCCACCCCAUAGUGGCACCUAAGCACUACUUUCCCUUGGGGAUGCCUUUCAACUUUGCGUAUACAGCUAUUUUCAAUGUCCUGGGCUUGCCUGUCACCCAGUGUCCGCUGGGCUUGAGCAGUGAGGGACUUCCCUUGGGAAUUCAGGUGGUGGCAGGCCCGCACAAUGACCAUCUGACACUGGCUAUGGCUCGAUACCUGGAGAAGGCUUUUGGAGGCUGGGUUUGCCCUGGAAAAUCAUAACAGUGAUUCCUAGGACCCCCUCAUGGCAGGAACACGGAGACAAUCUUUUCCCCAAAAGCUGGCAAUGGGCAUCAGUGCCUGUUUGGAUCAGAACAGUAACACUCCCUCCCAACUUCCUUUCUGGAGCAGUGUGGGCAGGCUAACUCGGCCAGGACCAAGUGCUCAUUCUCCUCCAAUCAGUGGCCAAGUACUACUGCUCAAGCUCAUGUUUUCAACUGGAAUUUCCUCCUCUUCCUGCAGACGAUGAUGGGAAAGGGAAGGAGCGAGCAAGUAUUCCCAGUCAGCUUCUUUCUUUAGGAACCUGAGAGUUCUCAUAGAUUCUGAAUGGAAGGCUCAUGCCCUUCCUGGGGGAGGUGGUAGCAUGUGCCCAGAUUAGGUGGGCUGCCAUUGUGAGACCACUACUCUUUAUUCUCAGUUAUUUUCUUUCUCCGUUAUGUUCGCCUCUUAAAGACAAAGGAAAGUGACAGGAAGAAGGGUCAACUGGACCGUGGUACUAAAGGGUUAUUUAGGGAAUAAUCUUCCAGCAUGGUGCCUACUGGAGAGCAAUGUUCAAAACUCUAAUGAAUGUGUAAACUUGCUUGCUGUGCAGCUGGGGUGCUCUGCUUUCUCAUCUGCUUAACUUAACUGUCCAUGCACAACAGAGUCACUGGCUAUCUGCAGCCCAGCUGAGCUGAGUCAAAGUGAACAGGUUUUUGUAUUUCCCCCACUAACUGUAGAAGGGAAAAGGGUUGCAUGGGGUGUGUUUCUGCUUUAAAGCAUUUAGCGCUAAAGGCAGCGUGCCCAGCCUGGUAGCACCACCUACCGUCCUCCAUGCACAGCUGCUCUUUCGGGGCAAAGGAAGCACUGGUCUUUGACCCGCACACUGACAGCCAUGGAGCUGAAACCGUUUGGGCUCAGAGUGAACUCUUGCUGUGAGAGACCUCCUCUGCUGGGAUCGUUAUUGCACCAGAAAAAGAGAGAAGACAUUUCUCCCAGUGUCAUGAGAUGGCUUCCCUAGCUCUUCCUUUCUCAUCCACUCCAUUGGGACAGUCGAUUGUGGCUAAGCUGCCUACGACAUUUCCCUGGAAGGGAUGAGGGAAAAGAAACGGUACUGCUAGAUGUAGAAUUUUGUCCUCCCUUGGCUCUGGGCCCUGAUUUCAUGUGGCCCCCAAGUGGGCAUGCACAAACACUGUGAGCUACCAGCUGUUUCUUUUGAGCAAUGAUGUAUGUUAUCAAAUGUAAAUAACUCAGCCGGUAUUAAAGAGAUUGCAUCCCUCC